AUACACCAAAUACACCAGGGCAAAUUUUAGAGCUAGACAGAGUGAUUUCUACGCUUUCCCGUCAGCGUGAGCGGCUGCAUUAGACGGUGGCGAGGGAAGUUUGAUCGCGGGAUGGACAACACCGUCAAGCUGUUGACUGAAAGUGUCCGAGGGUCACAGGUAGAGCAAGAAUAUGAUGAUAUUACUCUUGCGGCAAGAACUUCCCACCGGCAGGCCGGGAUUGCUGUUGUGCGCGACGACGAAGUUCGGGAAGAGCCCGCUCCAAUGGAAACAAUGGCUGACACUGUUUCCGGGCAAGGCGGAUGGCAAAAAAGGAAAUGCGCAGUCGACGGACCGGACCACAGGAUAUCACCUUCCACCGUCUCCCCCUUCGAGAACGCCAUUGCAAAGUCCAGGGACAGGUCCAGUCCUGAAAUAUUCAUCCCAGCCAUUGGUACGACCUUCAAUUCUUGCCAAGAGGCGUAUGGAUUUUACAAUCUGUACUCUUGGGAGCACGGUUUCGGUGUUCGUCAUUCGAAGACUAGAAAGAACCAAUUCGGUUACAGGAAUAUGCACGAGAUAGUAUGCCAGUGCGAGGGUAGAAGCCUGACGAAAUCAUCUGCUUCAUGCCGGUCUGGCUGUCAUGCGAUGAUCAGGCUGCUGAGAACAGACGACCACGGUUGGUAUAUUAGCAUGUUCCAUAGCGAGCACAAUCAUCCUUUAUCUGUAGGAUGUUGUGGAAAAAUGCAGUGGAAUUCGCACAAUGAAAUCGACCCCCUUGCGCUUGAUUUCAUAAAGAAGCUCGGGGAAAACAACAUAAGCCUUGGUAAACUAUACAACAUAAUCAGUGGGUUCGGAGGACACGGGGUUAUAGCGCCUUUCCGUAAACAGGUUAUGAGGAGCUUCUGUUCUCGACUCAAUUGAGAAUCUAUGAAGGAUGACAUCGGGAAGACGAUGGAAAUACUAAAUGCAAUGAAACAGAACGACAAUGAGACUGAGAUAAUGGUUGAUGUUGAUUCAGAUAACCGUAUGAAGGCUAUAUUAUGGUGCAAAGGUAAAAACCGGGAGGACUACAGCUAUUUUGGUGACGUCGUUACAUUCGAUACCACAUACAGGACCAACAUGUAUAACAUGCCUUUUGGGCUGUACGUUGGCGUGAAUGAGCACUUCCAGUCUACUAUUUUUGGUGGAGUUCUAAUGUGCGAGGAGACGGCUGCUGCUUUCGAAUGGGCAUUCGAAUCCUUCAUCAAGAUAAUGGGUGGUAAACACCCAAUCACAAUACUCACUGACCAAUGCAAGGCCAUGAAAGCAGCUAUAAAAAGACUAUGCCUGAUACAAAGCACAGGUGGUGUCGCUGGCACGUACUUCGUGAUGCGAAGGAGAAGCUAGGGAAUGUUUACAGCAAGCACUCGUGCUUCAAGAGUGAGUUUCAUGGGAUAAUAAAUGAAGAAGUGUGUGUGCUGAAUUUUGAGAAGAGGUGGGAA
This is a messenger RNA of Brachypodium distachyon (stiff brome), 1463 nucleotides long. RefSeq names its product protein FAR1-RELATED SEQUENCE 6-like. Lineage: Eukaryota; Viridiplantae; Streptophyta; Magnoliopsida; Poales; Poaceae. The coding region runs from base 112 to 903 and encodes 263 amino acids. The transcript is spliced from 5 exons. The record is from RefSeq and is a predicted model, not a curated record.